Messenger RNA from Amborella trichopoda, 1763 nucleotides. Its product is annotated as cyclin-D3-1. The record is from RefSeq and is a predicted model, not a curated record. Lineage: Eukaryota; Viridiplantae; Streptophyta; Magnoliopsida; Amborellales; Amborellaceae.
UCUACACUCCUCGCCCUUGAGGACCUUGCCAUUUCUCUCUCCUCCACACGCCUCUAACUGGUUUGCCCUAAAUAGACCUACCCACUCUAAUAAAACCCUUUUUCUCUCCCCCUUCUCUCUCCCCUCAAGCUUCCACUGCUUGGUGGCUCUAAUGGCCAAUGCUACAGGAGACCUCAAUGGUUAAAGACCAUUAAAAGGACCCCCAUUUUCAUGGCGUCCUCAUAAGGCCAAACUUUCAUCUUCAUCGAUGGCUCCCAGCUUUGACUAUAUGUCCAGCCUCUUGUGUGCAGAGGAAAACAUUAGCAUCUUGGAGUGGGAUGAGGAGGUUGGUCUAGAGAGAGAGAGUCAUGGCAACCCUGUUCUUAUCAGUGGUUUUAUGGGCCUGGAUGUACCACUGCAAUCAGAUGAUUGCAUGGGUUUACUGGUUUCAAAAGAAGGGGACUUUCUCCCUCGAGAUGACUAUCUAAUCAGGCUGCAAAGUGGGGUUUUGGAUUCAUCAUUGCGCAGAGAGGCCGUCAACUGGAUUUGGAAGGUCCAUGGCCAUUACAGCUUUCAGCCUCUCACUACAUAUCUCUCUGUAAAUUAUCUGGAUCGAUUCUUAUCUUGCUAUGAACUUCCUCAAGGUAAAGCUUGGAUGAUACAGUUGCUAUCAGUUGCCUGUUUGUCUCUGGCUGCUAAGAUGGAGGAAACUGAUGUUCCAUUAUCUCUUGAUUUACAGGUUGGGGAAGCGAAAUAUGUAUUCGAGUCUCGAACGAUUCAGAGAAUGGAGCUUCUUGUGUUGAGCAACUUGAAGUGGAGAAUGCAGUCUGUGACACCAUUCUCGUUUGUUGAUUACUUUCUUCAUAAGAUCAAUGGCGAUGAUUCCUGGGCCCCGCGAGCUUAUCUCUGUAGAUCAAGUGAUAUAAUCUUAACCACAAUCAAAGGGACUGAGUUUUUGGAGUUCAGGCCUUCUGAGAUUGCUGCAGCUGUAGCCAUAUCUGUAUCUGAGGAAUCCAAAUCACUUGAUUUCAACAACGCUCUUGCUUGUUGCCCCAAUGUUGAAAAGGGCAAGGUGUUAAGGUGCUAUGAACUUAUUCAGGAAAUUGUGUUGAUUAAAAACCAGAAGCUUGUGAAAAUUGCAGCUGGGUCAGUGUCAUCAGUGCCUCAGAGUCCAAUAGGAGUUCUUGAUGCUGCAUGUCUAAGCUAUAAAAGUGAUGAUAAAACAGUUGGGUCCUGCUCUAGUUCACAUACCAGCCCUGCUACCAAGAGGAGGAAACUAAACAGAGUAGCUGAAGGGACAUGAAAGGGGAAACACAGAGAAUUCAGGGGCUGUAGGAUUAUAUGUCACAUAUGGUGGGGAAUUAAUGUUAAGUAGGAGUUUUUUGGUGUGGUGACGAGGCUAGGCAAGAUUUAUCAAGAAAAAAGAGAAAAGGUUGAGAGGGAAAUCCAUUUUGGAAAUUGGAAGGCACAAUGCGGGUGGGAAAUGGAGAAUAAUGAGGUGAAGGAAUCAUCAGUUCUUCAUGCCUUUCACAUGAAUUAGAAAUACCAGCUGUUAUCAGUAAAUAUCCUUCAGGCAAGAAGGCAAGGAGAGAGAGGGAGAGAGGGAGGGAGAGAGAGAGUGAGAAAGACCAACAAAAAUACAGGUCUUAGGUAAACUACAGUUUGUAGUAGAGGAUAAGGAAGCCAGUAAAAAUUUGAGUAUUGGGUUUUUCUGAAAAUUCAGGAAAAAGUCCCUUUGGGGAACAAAAAGAGUAAAAAAGCAGCAGAAAAAAGAAAAAAAAAAA